AUUAGUACUGCAAAGAAAAUCUGAUGCGGCCUCUGCAGACUGUCCCAAGCAGAUUAAUUUCCCAGCUGUAUUGUCCCCGGAAGCCUCCGGCCUCGUUGCAAACCAAGAUUUGCCUGACAAUGGCUCGUCCAAGUUCAAAUAUGGCAGAUUUUCGGAAUUUUUUUGCAAAAGCCAAGCAUAUAGUCAUCAUUUCAGGAGCUGGUGUUAGUGCAGAAAGUGGGGUGCCGACUUUCAGAGGAGCUGGAGGCUAUUGGAGAAAAUGGCAAGCUCAGGACCUGGCCACUCCUCAGGCCUUUGCCCGCAACCCAUCCCGGGUGUGGGAGUUCUACCACUACCGGCGGGAGGUCAUGCGGAGCAAGGAGCCCAACCGCGGGCACCUUGCCAUUGCCGAAUGUGAGGCCCGGCUGGGUACACAGGGCCGACAGGUCGUGGUCAUCACCCAGAACAUUGACGAGCUGCACCGCAGGGCUGGCACCAAGAACCUUCUGGAAAUCCAUGGUAGCUUAUUCAAAACUCGAUGUACCUCUUGUGGAGUUGUGGCUGAGAAUUACAAGAGUCCAAUUUGUCCAGCUUUAUCAGGAAAAGGUGCUCCAGAACCUGAAACACAAGAUGCCAGAAUCCCAGUCGAGAAACUUCCUCGGUGUGAAGAGGCAGGAUGCGGGGGCUUGCUGCGACCUCACGUUGUGUGGUUUGGAGAAAACCUGGAUCCUGCCAUUCUGGAGGAGGUUGACAGAGAGCUCACCCUCUGUGACUUAUGUCUAGUGGUGGGAACUUCCUCUGUGGUCUACCCGGCCGCCAUGUUUGCCCCCCAGGUGGCUGCCAGGGGGGUGCCGGUGGCCGAAUUUAACAUGGAGACCACCCCAGCCACGAACAGAUUCAGGUUUCACUUCCAGGGACCUUGUGGCACAACUCUUCCUGAGGCCCUUGCCCGUCAUGAAACUGAAACUUCUUAAGUGUCUUGGAGAAGGAAGAAAUUAUGGUAUAUUUAAGAACUAGAUGACAAACGGUUGCCCAGAGGAAAAAUGGUCUUGUGGAUGGUGAGCUGUAUUGGAAGAUCUAAAAAUAUUUUCUGAUUACCUGGCUGGAAUCAAACCUGUUGAUAAGUGAUGGGGCUUGGAAGUAGCCACAGCAAGUGUUACUGGAAGUCAGAGGACUGCACAGUUAAUGCAUGUUGUUUGGUUGAACUGAAACAUACGAUACUUUGGUAUGGCUGGUUGGUAAUUGGGAGGGCAAAAUUUUUGUAACUGUAUUAUGUAAAAAAAAAAAGUACUUAUCUUGAUUAUAUUUUUGCUAUUCGGGCAAAGAUAAAAAUUGAGGGGUAAAACCCUGCUAUUUCAUUCUGAUUUUUGCACAAGUUUUGGUGGAAAAUAAAAUUCCUCUCUAUAGUAGGUAAUUAUUGUAUAAAGAUGUUACACCAAGA
Molecule: messenger RNA, 1420 nt
Organism: Galeopterus variegatus (Sunda flying lemur)
Lineage: Eukaryota; Metazoa; Chordata; Mammalia; Dermoptera; Cynocephalidae
Gene: SIRT5
Product: sirtuin 5
Exons: 8
Coding region: 24-953 (309 amino acids)
Molecular function (GO): NAD+ binding; protein-succinyllysine desuccinylase activity; protein-malonyllysine demalonylase activity
Source: RefSeq, a predicted model, not a curated record